AUGGUGUACACGCGCGAGCCGGAUGAUUUGGACGAGUACUCGUUCUUUUCCGGCGCGCGGUUCAACCAGCUCGGCGCGAGCGACGAGGUGCGCGCGGCGUUGAAGGAGAGUUUCAAAAUAGAUCGUCCGUCGCACAUUCAAGCGCAAUCGUACCGCGUGCUCAGCGGCGACGUCGCGGGCGCGUCCGCGCCGCGCUACGACGGCCACGUUUUGUUGGCCGAUCAAGCGGGAAGUGGAAAGACGUUGGCGUACUUGUUGCCGCUGCUGCAGCGCGUGCAAAAGAUCGAAGUCGAGCAAGGGCGAAGCAAAUCGAAAAAGCCGCGGCUUUUGGUUUUGACGCCGACGAGCGAGCUCGCGACGCAAGUGCGAGACGUCGUAAAGCAACUCUCUUUCGGCGGCCUUCGCUCGCGCUCGCUCCUGGCAAACAACGUCAGUAAGUCGCGAACGCAAAUUGAAGCUCUCGUAGACGGCGUAGACAUCGUCGUCGGCACUCCCGGGCGCGUGGCGAGGCUCAUCGAGGAAGGCAAAAUGUUCACGGACGACGUCGACGCGGUGGUUUUGGACGAGUGCGACGUCUUGCUCGGUGAAAGCUUUGAGUUCGCCGAACAAGUCGCGCCGAUUCGAAACGCGGUGAAAUCAGACACGCAGUUCGUGCUCGUCACCGCCACGAUCCCGGACGAAGUGUUGAAGCAACUGAAAAAGUUUUUCGAGCGCGAUAUUCGCGUCGUGCAAGGCCCGGGUCUUCAUCGUCCUUCGGCUGGUAUGCUCGAGCGUCUCAUCGAUUGUAGCGGUGGUGACGUCUUCGAUGACCAAUCGGGAUUUUAUCGCAAGUUCAAAGCCUUGCUCGAUUUGCUCGAGGUCGACAAAGCCGACCGGGCGUUGCUGUUUUGCAACAAAAUCGAGACGUGCAGAAAGCUCGAAAACAUGCUCACGCGCGCCGAUCGCGACGGCGACAAGUACAAGAUACUACCGUACCACGCCGCGCUGUCGCGCGAGCAGCAGCAGAGAAACCUGAAAGAGUUCAUCACGUCGCCGUCGAAGAUGCCGCACAUUCUCGUGUGCACGGACCGCGCGUCUCGAGGUUUGGACGCUUCGCGAGUCAAGCACGUCAUCUUGUUUGAUUUCCCGCGCGACCCGAGCGAGUACGUUCGACGAGUCGGGCGCACCGCGCGCGGCGCGUUGGGCGAAGGGCGCGUGUCUGUUCUCGUGCUCGGUCGACAAGUGCGUCUGGCGCGCGAGAUCAUGCGAAGAAACGAUCGCGGCGACCCCGUCGAGGCGACGCCGACGAAUUUUUAG
Ostreococcus lucimarinus CCE9901 is the source of this 1296-nucleotide messenger RNA. RefSeq lists its product with no specific name. The transcript has a single exon. The coding region runs from base 1 to 1296 and encodes 431 amino acids. The record is from RefSeq and is a predicted model, not a curated record. Gene Ontology annotation, molecular function: ATP binding; RNA helicase activity; nucleic acid binding. Lineage: Eukaryota; Viridiplantae; Chlorophyta; Mamiellophyceae; Mamiellales; Bathycoccaceae.